CCCACUGAUACUCACGCAGCCUGAAACUAGUUUGGAGAGUUGAAGGUUUUGCUUUCGCGACAGCUGGACUUUCCAACUAUUGGAAUAAAAGGGCUGGAGGACGUGUUACCGCGGCGGAAAGCCUUGAUCCGUUGAGUCAAGAUGUUGAAUAUGUGGAAAGUUAGAGAACUGGUUGAUAAAGCAACCAAUGUUGUUAUGAACUAUUCAGAAAUUGAAUCUAAGGUUCGAGAGGCCACAAACGAUGACCCAUGGGGACCCUCCGGCCAGCUAAUGGGAGAAAUAGCAAAAGCUACAUUCAUGUAUGAGCAGUUCCCAGAAGUAAUGAACAUGCUGUGGUUCAGAAUGCUAAAGGACAACAAGAAAAACUGGCGGAGAGUUUACAAGUCUUUGCUGCUGCUGGGAUACCUGGUGAGAAACGGAUCUGAGCGGGCGGUCACUAGCACACGAGAGCACUUGUAUGACCUGCGCUCAAUUGAGAGCUAUCACUUUAUAGAUGAGAACGGGAAGGACCAAGGCAUCAACGUGCGGCAGAAGGUGAAAGAGAUGUUGGAGUUUGUGCAAGAUGAUGACAGGCUGCGAGAGGAGAGAAAGAAGGCCAAGAAAAACAGGGACAAAUAUAUUGGUGUGUCGUCUGAUAGCAUGGGGGACUACAGAUACGGUGCUGACCGGUACGAUUCACGCUCCAAGUGGGACAAUGACUGGGAGAGUAAUAAAGGUGCUUUCCCAUUUAGUGAGAAACUGGGAGAGAUCAGUGACAAGAUUGGAAGCACAAUUAAUGACACUAUAAACACAUUUCGUCGUAAAGACAGAGAUGACUCGCCAGACAGAUUCAGUGACCCAGAUGAGGACAAGAAUAGAGAUAUCCGGAACAGGCAGUCAGGCAGGAGUGAAUUUAAAGAUGAUGAGGAGACCGUGACCACCAAAAGUGUUCAGAUUGUUCAGGCCACAGAGACUACUGCGACACGUAAAAAAGGAGGCACCCCAUCAAAAACUAUAGACCUGGGGGCAGCUGCCCGUUAUACUGGAGAUGAUAAAUCUGCCACAAACACAAAUGCCACCAAGCCAACUGUCUCAGGUACAAGUCAGUCCAGUGGUGAUCUGGUGAACUUGUUUAUGGCAGAUUCUACAUCCGUGAAGCCAUCUUCCACAGGUUUAAGUUCCGACCUGUUUGGAGGCUUUGCAGAUUUCUCAUCACCUGCAGCUACAGCUAGUCUUCCUUCAGCAGCUGCUUCAGCACCUAGUGGAAAUGCAGACUUUGGGGAUUGGAACACGUUUAAAGAUGCGCCGCCAGCCAAUCCGCCUGUGAAUUCUCCAACAACAGACAUGUUUACACCCACUUCUGCCUCUGCAGUGCCCUCUGCUGACCUUUUUGACCUAAUGGGUCCUUCUUUCAGCACCACCAUCAGUGCUUCCCAAAGCAUAAACUUCUCCAUGACCAGCACUCAGAACACAGGCCUGCCCUUAUCCAGAUCUCAGACACUGCAGAGUAUGGGGACUCCACUGAUGCCUCAGCAGUCUAUACAAAAACAAGAGGGCAAGAAGGCCUCCAUGCCAGCCACUUGGUCUGAUUCCAGUGUCAACAUCAGUCUGGACUACUUGGGACCCGGCAUGCACCCUCCCAAACAAGCCCAGCCAACACUCAACAUGAUGCAGCAGCAUGGAGGCCCAGUCAACAUGACACAGGGUUUUGCUGGCAUGAACCUUGGCAUACAGCCCAGCCCUGCCCCUGUGCGACCCCCCGUUAACCCCAUGGUGGGAAACCUGGGCAUGCCACCUGCAAUGGGAAGCGGGGUUAUGGGUGUAUCUCCUGUGGGAGGCAUGCCACUCAAUCAGGGCAUGAUGGGAAUGAACAUGACCAUGGGAAUGCCCGGAGCUGUUGGCAUGGGGAUGGGAAUGUCGGUGCCAGUCAUGAGCAUGAGCCCUUCUGUGACACAACAGAAGCAUGAUGCUUUUGCUGACUUUGCCAACUUUGGCAAAUGAAUAGGAGAGAUGGAGGUUGUAUGCUAGGACAAUCUUUCUGGAAGGCAGGAGCAUGAAGGAUUUUUUUUUUUAAAGAGCUGCAAACAAAGAGUACUUGAAAGAUGUCAGCCACCCAGAAUUCUAUUGUUCCUUAUGCAAUACUGAUGUGUAAUAAGGUGAAUCUUUUUAAAAAAAAAAAAACACCCUGGAUCCACAUUGACAGCAAAUUGUCUUUUGUAUAAGAGAGAAAUAUAUGAUUGCACUUCCACUUAACAUUGCUUCAAAUCUUGAAAGAAUCUUAACUUCAGGAUCAUAUAUAUAAUGUAAUGACAUUGACUGGUCCAAAAUAUUCUCACUCCUUUAUGUCCUUCCUGGGGAUUCUUCCAUUUGAUCUGAUCAGAAGUUAUUUCCUGUUCUCCUAUACAUAACCGUGUAAAUAUUAUUGACAAUGGAUAUAAGUUAUUUAAAUCUGAGAUUUAUUAAUUAAAAUAUUAAUAAUAAUGGGGCUUUUCAAAUGAUGUGAUUCAGUGCAGAACUAUAGCAAGAUGGCACGAGUGAGAAUCAUGUUAAGAGCAACCGCUGUGGCCUUUGGAAUGGGAAUAUAUUUUUAUAGAAAUGUGAUCUGUUUUGCAUUUUUCAAACAAAUGUACAUCAGUCACACACAGAAGCUUUGGUCAUUCAAUGUCCUUACGUACACGGUGCCUAUCAAUCUGUUGCCUAUACCUUUUACUCUUGAAAAUUUCUUAAGACAAUAUGAAAUUACAGUAUUUUGUACGGUACUGUAGACAUUUGAGCAUAUAUGUAUGCACAAUUUCUUUUUUAAUCUAUGUUUGUUCCCCCAUUUUCACUGCAUGGCUAGUGUGAAUGAUUAAAAAAGUUUUUUCUUUUCUUUUUGACCUGAACCUGAUGGGAUUCAGCAUUUCAUUAUGCAAGUUGGGUAAUGGUGAGGGAGUUGGAUGAGGAUGUAUACUGAGAUGAGUGAGGAUCACUGUGCUGUUCCACUCACUGAGUGGUAUGUUGUGUCUCUGUAUUGUCCGGAGCAGGGACUCAAACUGAAGCCUUCUCUGCCAUUCAAAAGCAGCACAUGCAAAUGACCAAAUUCUGCCUUCUCUAUUCUCUCCUUUCCAAGGGAUUUGUGUCUGUCUUUCUUUCUAUUAUUUUUUUAUUAUCAUUUUUUAAUAUAGACUGUAGGGUAUCUGUGUAAGAUAAUAUACAAUUGGGGUGUUGUGGGGCUAUGGAUCUUUACUGGAAAACACUAUACUUUUUAUGCAAAUCUCAACCAUCCAACAGAUCUUUCCUUCUAUUAAGUGUAUGUCCUUAGUCAUACACUGCUUUGAUUGUACCUAUAAUGGUCUUUUAUGUCUGAGAUUAAAAAUUUGAUUUUCAUGUGAA
This is a messenger RNA of Tachysurus vachellii, 3351 nucleotides long. RefSeq names its product clathrin interactor 1a (gene clint1a). Gene Ontology annotation, biological process: endocytosis. Gene Ontology annotation, cellular component: plasma membrane; endosome; clathrin vesicle coat. The transcript has 12 exons. Gene Ontology annotation, molecular function: phospholipid binding; clathrin binding. The record is from RefSeq and is a predicted model, not a curated record. Lineage: Eukaryota; Metazoa; Chordata; Actinopteri; Siluriformes; Bagridae. The coding region runs from base 142 to 1980 and encodes 612 amino acids.